Messenger RNA from Blepharisma stoltei, 582 nucleotides. The record is from the annotation of a GenBank genome assembly. NCBI's taxonomy places the organism in Eukaryota, Ciliophora, Heterotrichea, Heterotrichida, Blepharismidae.
AUGAUGCAAAGGAGAAGUGAGACAGAGCUUGAUCAAGAAGCAUUAAUGAGGGAUGAGGCUUCUAAGAUGAAAUAUAUUCGCACAAGCAAAACUAGAGUCAUUGAAACUGAAAUGAGCUCUAAUUUAGGACUUCAAAUCUUGGUUUUUUACAAUUGAUAUUAUUCAGUCUUGAUGUUCUUCCUAAUUGUGUGUACAUUCAUAUAUAAACAGAUUUACUUUGAUAUUGCCUGAAGCGGAAUUGAUAUCAUUUUUAUUAUACUCUGGGGUAUGGCGGAAUUUUUGAGGCUCCACUAUGGAUUUUCAGGAAAUAUAAAAGAAAAUUUUCCUGAGCUACUUGCCUUUGAAAUUAUUACACUUAUAUUUUCUGUUCCGCUUAUGAUUUAUCAAUUUACAGUUAUACAAGCCCAUCUUCCACUUGAAAAAUCUCUUGGGAUUAUUCAAUGAAUCUUUAUAGGCCUUGAAAUAAUUUUUGGAUUAGCCGCAAUUUUUAGGCUGGUGAAAAAUCAAACUGCAAUCUUCUUUUUACGAAAUUCUCAGCCAGAUGUUUAUUAUAGAAAAAGCUCAAACUUAAAAACAGAUUAA